UAGUCGUAGAAUGAAAACACGAAAGAAAAAGGUAAAACCCUCCAUCUGAUAUUUCCCUAGCCUUUUAUUCUUCUCCGAUAUUUCCGGGCACGCCGCGCUGAUUUCUUUCUCGUCUCCGAUUGCCCUCUUCGCCGCUGCCGUCGCCUCCACGCCUCCUCCGACAUUUUCCUUUCUUCUCUUUCUAUACCCCUCUCUGCCGCAUCCUCACGCCGCCGCUCCGAGGGUUCCAAACAGAGGGUGAAUCUUUGGUGCCAAGGCUGCCAUAGGGCUCGACUCUCCUCGCUCAUCUGUAAUUUUCGCCUCUGCUGCGUACGGAGGUGCUCAAUACCGUCUUUAAUCUCUUUCUCUCCGGCUACACCUUUCACUCCCAACCUCAAUUCCCAGUUCAGUAGGGUCUUCAGGGAGGGGAGAGUACGCGUCCAAGGGAAGACCAUGGCUGUAACAGCCCCAGGGCAGCUCAAUGUUAACGAGUCUCCUUCGUGGGGAUCUAGAAGUGUAGACUGCUUUGAAAAACUGGAGCAGAUUGGUGAAGGCACUUAUGGUCAAGUUUACAUGGCCAGAGAAUUAAAAACAGGUGAAAUUGUUGCACUGAAGAAAAUACGGAUGGAUAAUGAAAGGGAGGGGUUCCCCAUUACUGCCAUACGAGAAAUCAAAAUUUUAAAGAAGCUUCAUCAUGAAAAUGUAAUCAAGUUGAAAGAGAUCGUGACAUCUCCAGGUCCUGAGAAGGAUGAACAAGGGAAGCCAGAUGGUAACAAGUACAAAGGUGGAAUCUACAUGGUCUUUGAGUACAUGGACCAUGAUUUGACUGGUCUUGCUGAUCGUCCAGGGAUGAGAUUUUCAGUUCCUCAAAUCAAGUGUUACAUGAGGCAGCUUCUCACAGGGCUUCACUAUUGUCAUGUAAAUCAAGUACUCCAUAGAGAUAUAAAAGGCUCAAAUCUUCUUAUCGACAAUGAAGGAAAUCUGAAGCUUGCAGAUUUUGGGCUUGCCCGAUCAUUUUCUAAUGAUCACAAUGCAAAUUUAACAAAUCGUGUCAUUACCUUAUGGUACAGACCUCCUGAAUUGCUGCUUGGGUCGACCAAAUAUGGUCCAGCUGUAGAUAUGUGGUCUGUUGGUUGUAUCUUUGCAGAACUUCUACAUGGGAAGCCAAUAUUCCCUGGGAAGGAUGAGCCGGAGCAAUUAAAUAAGAUCUUCGAGCUGUGUGGUGCUCCAGAUGAAGUCAAUUGGCCUGGGGUUUCUAAAAUCCCUUGGUACAAUAAUUUCAAGCCCACAAGGCCGAUGAAGAGACGUAUUAGAGAAGUUUUCCGGCAUUUUGAUCGUCAUGCUUUAGAACUGUUGGAGAAGAUGCUUACGCUUGAUCCUUCUCAGAGAAUAUCUGCCAAGGAUGCCCUAGAUGCGGAGUAUUUUUGGACAGAUCCAUUACCUUGCGAUCCUAAAAGUUUGCCUAAGUAUGAAUCAUCACACGAGUUCCAGACAAAGAAGAAGCGCCAACAGCAACGGCAACAUGAAGAAACUGCAAAACGACAGAAGUUGCAACACCCACAGCAUGCACGCCUUCCACCUAUUCAGCAGUCGGGCCAAGCACAUGCACAUGCACAUGCACGCCUUCCACCUAACCAACCAAUUCAUGGGUCUCAACAACCAGUCGCCGCAGGGCCUAGCCAUCAUUUUGGAAAGCCUCGUGGACCCCCAGGUCCUGGUAGGUAUCCCGGUGGAAAUCCCCCUUCUGGAUACAACCACUCAAGUCGUGGUGGUCAAGGUGGUUAUGGUAACACACAAUAUGCUCAAGGACGAGGUGCUGCACCCUAUGGGUCUGGUAACAUGUCUGGUGCUGGUCCUCGAGGUGGAGCUGGAGCUGGUGGUGGUUAUGGCGUGGGAGCUCCAAAUUAUCAACAGAAUGGUCCAUAUCCUGGUAGUUCUGGUACUGGCCGUGGCUCCAAUGUGAUGGGCGGAAACCGCAACCAACAAUAUGGGUGGCAACAAUAAUGAUAUGAUCGUAAUUGCAUUUGCCUCUCCACCUCUUAAUUUAACGCCAGAUAUGAUUUGUCAGCACCAAUUAGCAUACAAAUGAUUAGAGAAAAGCCGUCGUGGGCGCUUUUAAACUUGAGUAGCUAUUUCGUAAAAUUAUUGUAUGUACGAGCGGAGCAGCAUUUACUGUAAUUUUUCCUUGCGAUGUUUUAUAGCAAAUGAGAAAUUAGGUUCUUUUAGUUCUGUGCUAUAGAUUAAAUCAUCAGUUGUGAACAGGUAGUGUAAGCAAAUAGUUUGCAAAAUAUUCUUUGUUCCUGAUAGUUAAAUCUUCCCGGAAAUGAGA
This is a messenger RNA of Benincasa hispida (wax gourd), 2308 nucleotides long. RefSeq names its product cyclin-dependent kinase C-1-like. The record is from RefSeq and is a predicted model, not a curated record. Lineage: Eukaryota; Viridiplantae; Streptophyta; Magnoliopsida; Cucurbitales; Cucurbitaceae. Gene Ontology annotation, biological process: protein phosphorylation; positive regulation of transcription elongation by RNA polymerase II. Gene Ontology annotation, molecular function: RNA polymerase II CTD heptapeptide repeat kinase activity; ATP binding. Gene Ontology annotation, cellular component: nucleus; cyclin-dependent protein kinase holoenzyme complex.